Molecule: messenger RNA, 1035 nt
Organism: Schistocerca gregaria
Lineage: Eukaryota; Metazoa; Arthropoda; Insecta; Orthoptera; Acrididae
Product: cuticle protein 7-like
Exons: 4
Coding region: 62-544 (160 amino acids)
Cellular component (GO): extracellular matrix
Source: RefSeq, a predicted model, not a curated record
CCCGGGACACCAGUCAGCCACCAGGCGCAGAGAAGGUAACCACACGGGACAAGUCACAAGCAUGGUCCGCAGUCAGAUGUGUGCGGCUAUGAUGCUGCUGGCGGUGGCCGCCAUGUGCGAGAGAGCGCUGGCUGGAGGGUACGCCCACUCCUACGCCCACCAGACUGGGCCCGUGGUGGGUCCCGCCCACGCCGUCAGCGUCGGAGGGUACGGCGGACACGGCGGCUACGGCGGACACGGCGGCUACGGCGGCCACGGCCACGGACACAGCGUGGACUAUGUCGCGUACCCGAAGUACGAGUUCGAGUACGGAGUGUCUGACGGGCACACAGGGGACCACCACUCCCAGAAGGAGCACCGCGACGGAGACGUGGUGACGGGCGAGUACUCGCUCAAGGAGGCGGACGGCAGCGUGCGCACCGUCAAGUACCACGCAGACAAGUCCGGCUUCCACCCCGUCGUGCACCACUCCCAUCAUGGAUAUGGUGGCGGAGCUGGCGCUGGGGACGGAGGCUCUGAUCAUGGUCACGGUUGGUAUUACUGAAGACUCAUGACCUGAUUCAGGCACAAACGUCAUUCUGGCCAAUAGAAAAUCUGCGCUGUUUCCGGCUGACUUAUUCUUGCCCGUUAUGUAUUCAUAUGGAUUUUGGAUAAGCUGCUGCCUUCGUUAGUUUACUUGGGCACAUCCACAUAUCUGCUCGUGCAAGUCUGUGCCCAAUGAUGGCCUCACAAUGCAUAUUCUGAAACUUUUCUCUCUUUAGUUUCCAGCAAGAAUAUUGCUCUUCAGAUUUUUCACUUUCAUGAUUAAGUACAAAUGCAUUAGCUACUCUAAAUACACACGAUAUUAUUCUUACCAAAACAGUGCGACAUCUGUUUUGUAUCUACUGCCUGGUACAGCAGAAUAUGACGUGUGUGGUCUCUUACAUUUUGUGGUUGUAUAUAUCAUAAGUUAUUAAUUUUGUAAUAUUUAUAUUGUUUUUAUUGUAUUUAAGAUACACAAAGGCAUAAUUAAUAAAAAGCUGUCACAGAAGAGAA